Messenger RNA from Hydatigera taeniaeformis, 429 nucleotides. NCBI's taxonomy places the organism in Eukaryota, Metazoa, Platyhelminthes, Cestoda, Cyclophyllidea, Taeniidae. The record is from the annotation of a GenBank genome assembly.
AUGACUGCCUUCCGUACUGCAACAUCGACCGCGCUGCUCCAACUUCUACCGUUACCGCUGCAACAUUCCGUAAAAAUUAACGCAUUCUUUUUCUUUUACUGUUUCUUUGGCCUUGGUGCUCGCGUGUACGCACGUUGGCAGGCGAUUGUCCAGUCAACCGUCCAAUCAAUAUCCACGCGCGCCAAUUGGUCGAGGGCCGUCGCGGACUUACGUGCAUCACGCCGUUGGGGUGUGGGACGGUGCGAGCGCUUCUUGCGUGAAUCCUUCAAGCUCACUCACCACCACACAUCCACAGCAGCCGCGUACAAUGCCCUGGAAUGGGUGACGGAGUUGCAGCGGCUGUGGGACGGAGUGACAGUAACACUGCUUUUUAUCCACCGCCAAUCCAUUGUUUCACAGCCCUCUCCUUAUCAAACGGUUCUGUUGUAG